Molecule: messenger RNA, 1874 nt
Organism: Folsomia candida
Lineage: Eukaryota; Metazoa; Arthropoda; Collembola; Entomobryomorpha; Isotomidae
Exons: 4
Coding region: 193-1089 (298 amino acids)
Source: RefSeq, a predicted model, not a curated record
UCUUCCCUGCUUAAAAGUGUACAUAACAAAAGGCAUCUGCUCUUUCCCCCUCUGGCCAAUUAAAUUUCCGAUCUUCAUUUCACCCGUAAUUAAUUCCGGACGAGGUCAAAGUGCAAAUAAAUUGGGGAUAAGUGCUCAUCGAGGAGGGUAGCGGAGGAAAAAGUUAAUUUCUGGGGUGAAAAGUGUCGCAAAAUGAUGGAGCUGGAGAUCUUAUCGGCCCGCAUAGCCAAUUUGGAAAGGAUCGUAGUCGCGCUGACGAAAUGGACGGAUUUUAAUUGGCAACAUUUGUUGCAACAGAAGGCGGAUCACUGUGGUGAAAAUGAUGCAGAAAUUUUAAGAAACUUUGACGCACAAGGUCAAUUGAAUUCCAAAUCGCCUAAAAAACCACGAUCUCGAGCAAAACCGAAAGCAAAACAGCAACCGACGGCGACAUCAUCUGCGGCAGCAAUUGCAUCUUCCUCCUCGGGGUACGGUCACGGUCAGUGGGUCGUCCCAUCGACGGGUCAAGGUUCAGGGUCAUCUACGACGGGAAAGCCCCCCACACGCCACUUUCCCCACAAACCACGCGUCGAAAGUGUCACCUCCCUCCGGGGAAAACCCAUGAUCUCCAUGAACGGUUUCUUCUUCCACUGCAUUGCAAACAACGUCGCGACCAAGAAACGAAUCUGGACGUGCGACCAACGUUCCAAAACGAAAUGUCCUGUCCGCCUCCACUCCACCCAUGAUGUCAACGACCUACGUCUCAUGGCGGAAAUGGGACUGCACAACCAUCCCCCAGACCAUGCGGGGGCGCGCGUCAAGAAAAAUCCUAAUCCGACUCGACCCACUGCGACGGGCGGGACGUCGACCUCAUCCACGUCAUCCGGAGCAGGGCAACAGCAACAACAGCAGCAGCAGCAACAACAACAACCACAAAACCUCGUAACUCAAAACGCAUCUCAACAACAAAACCUUGGCAACAUGAAUAAUAUUAGUAACGUGGGGGCUGGUGGGGGCGGAAGUAGUGGCGUCUUACAAGCGGCCGGAUUGAUUAAUGCGUUCAACAGUUCGAUGUAUUAUCCGUUGUUUCCGAAUCAGAAUAUUCACUGAGUUGGUACAUACAAAUUGGCGAAACCGAGGUAAUUUACCGAUUUGGUAAACGUUUGAUGCCCCCGCGGUAAAGAAAAAUUGGACAUGGAAUUUUGGAUUACAAUUUUAAUUUGGUACAAAAUUAUUGUUACUGUGGGGGUAACAAAUUGUUAACGAUAAGGUAUACGCUUGGUCGGUGACAAUUUACUACCAAAUACUCGUGCUGAGAAAAAAGUCAUGCAAAGAUUUCAUUGAAAGAGUCAUUGAAAGACGACCAAAAUUUGAAACUGUUCUCAUUACAUAAUAUUUUAAAAACCAGGUAUGCAGAGAUCUGUUAGAUGUAUGAAAAUGUAGUUGUUCUCAUUCUCUCGUCGUGCUCUAAAAUCCUGAUAUAUUUAGUGGCAUAAUUAAGUUAUAGUCUGAUAAAUAAACAAAAUAUGUAUAUAAAUAUUUAUGAAAAAGUGAAUGUACAUCGAGUAGAACCCCGGAAUGUGAAUAGAUUAUGUAAUUAUAGGACAAUUAUAUUAUGUAUAUUAACCAGUUUUUUUAAUGCAUUGUGUAAAUAAGAGUAUAAUUUUUGUGAAGAGUACAUAAAUUAAAGUAACGUUGUGUCAAAGUAUAGCGAACCGUGUCCUUUAUUUGAACUUCAUGUAUGUACAUGUGCAUGAGGUGUGUUAUCGAUCGUGUAUUUGAACGGGGUGGUUGUCAGGUUUUUACGUUUUCUUUCUAUACCACAAAUCAAAUUGUAUGUGUUACAUCUAACCGAGAUAAGAAAACCUCAAAUAAAUUGGAUAUGAUACAAACCA